CGGAGGGAGGGUUCUUCGCUGGCUGAGUUCCCUUCCAGGGCAGAUAUUAAAUACACCACAAGCUCCCCCAGGGCGAGGGGCAUUGGCCAAGGGAUGACGGGCAUGUUGAGGAUGUUGCUGAGGAGAUCCUGGCCAUGCACACUGUGUUCUUAUAAAAAGACUGAACCUUUCCUAAAGUACUUCACCUCUACACCUGACAAACAGCAGCCUGAAGGCGAGAAUGACAUGACUGUGCGAAACCUCUGCAGGUUAUCAGUUGACAUCAGGAAAAUCCGAAGAGUAAAGGGAUGGGUGCUUUUCAAGGAGGAAACUUACGUUGAAGAAAUUGCCGAUAUUUUACAGAAAAUCGGCACCAGUGAAACUGCGAUAGCUCGCAUCUUGGAACGCUGUCCAGAAGCCAUCCUUUGUUAUCCAACGGCAGUUAAUGCCCAGAUAGACCUGUGGCAGUCUGUCUGCCAAAAUAAGAACGAGGUAAUGGCAUUAAUAGAACAGUUUCCAGAAUCUUUCUUUAUUGUUAAAGACCAGGAAAAUCAGAAGCUUAAUGUUAAAUUUUUUCAAGAAUUGGGACUCAAGAAUGUGAUCAUUAGUCGGUUCUUGACAACUGCACCCAAUAUUUUUUGUAAUUCUAUAGAGAAGAAUAAACAAACGAUCAAGAUGUUACAGGAAAGUUACUUGAAUUUAGGGGGCUCCCAAGCCAACAUGAAAGUCUGGCUACUAAAACUGUUGAGUCAAGACCCAUUUAUUUUGUUGAAUUCUUCCACUCCUGUAAAGGAAACAUUGGAAUUUCUCCAGAAACAAGGCUUCACAGACUUGGAAGUUCUCCAACUUUUAUCCAAACUCAAAGGAUUUCUUUUUCAGCUCUCCCCUACUAGCUUACAAGAAAGCAUCUUUUUUGCUAAGAACACUUUUAAAUACACCGAUCAGGAGCUGAAGGAACUGAUUUUAAAAUGCCCUGCCCUUUUGUACUACACUGUCCCAAUUCUAGAAGAACGAAUUCAGACUCUGUUGAAAGAAGGGGUUUCUAUAUCUCAAAUAAGAGAGAUACCAAUGGUACUUGAGUUAACACCACAAAUUGUACAGUAUAGAAUUAGAAAACUAAAUGCUUUGGGAUAUAGCAUAAGGAAUGGAAAUCUAGAAAAUUUAAAUGGAACCAAAAAAGAGUUUGAGUCCAACUUUGGUAAGAUACAAGCGAAAAAACAAAGACCAUUAUUUAAUCCUGUAGCACCCUUAAAUGUUGAAGAUUAACAUAAGGUCAUUAGGCUGCCUCUGUACAACUGUGUAGAAGAGUAAACAAGGCCAGCAGUGUAGUGGCUGGGACUCUGGAUCCUCCCUACACACAUUUUGUAGUCCUGGCUGAGCAUCUGAGUCGUGAGCUGUUACUCUCUUAACUAGGCUCUCCACCACAUCAUUGGCUAAUAUUCUGGACUUUGUGAUACAUCAUGCUUUUGUGAUGAAAUAUUUAAUGGUGAAAUGUAAAUAUGUGUAUAAAACCUUUUGAGCCACAUUUCAAUAAAAGUUAAUAUGAUACUCA
Vombatus ursinus (common wombat) is the source of this 1531-nucleotide messenger RNA. It is a transcript of the gene MTERF2, whose product is annotated as mitochondrial transcription termination factor 2. The record is from RefSeq and is a predicted model, not a curated record. Gene Ontology annotation, biological process: regulation of DNA-templated transcription; termination of mitochondrial transcription. Gene Ontology annotation, molecular function: double-stranded DNA binding. Bases 94 to 1245 code for a protein of 383 amino acids. NCBI's taxonomy places the organism in Eukaryota, Metazoa, Chordata, Mammalia, Diprotodontia, Vombatidae. The transcript has 2 exons. Gene Ontology annotation, cellular component: mitochondrial matrix.